CUAUGAUUGAACACAGAGUUUAUUUUUUUUUUGCGAUAAUCCAAAAGCCUGUGGGAAAAUCCUAUUGGCUUUUUGUCGAGGGAACCAGUGCGACGCUUACAGCCGAUCCGCCUACAAAGUGACGUCACAGCUCCCCCACUCUAAACGAUCUGCUCCCCAACUCCAUUCUCUAUUUUUGUGCUUCCUUGUGCUGCCAAGCCCCUGACGUAAUGCUCCGUGUUAAUUAUUAGCAUGUGGGAAGCGAUGCCGAGACUCUCCUCUGCUGCUUAAACAAGAGCGACUGACUGCGAGGAGAAAGACCUCGUUAAGAUGGCCAAACACACUGACCCAGAGUGAAGGGGCACCGCUCCCCGUCCCGUCCAGUCCUGCGACCAGCACCAAUGCAACUGCGCCUUUAGAAAGGAGAUGUUCUCUGUGGAAAAUGCCAUCAAGACUAAAGCUGGACAGUCACUGUAUGCUGGAGGAGAGCUGAGGAAAGUUUUGUAAGCCCCAGGUGGUCAGAGGGUUGGAGAGCUUCAAACAGGGAUUCCCUACCGCCAAGCCUAACUCUAAAAUCCAAGAACAAAGAUGCAAUACAUUGGUACCCACUAGCAAAUAACAUCUCAAAGGGCUGUUUUCUGUCAAACCUCAAGUAAAGGUGAAAGCAAGUGUGUUGCGAGUCUCUUUUGAGCUGCGAAGCAUCCUCACUGGCCCGUGGCCAUCGCUCUCUCUCCCUCUCAACGAACCUAAGUCUUGGUACCGUGAGCCUGCCCAUCAGAUCAUGAUGUUUCGUGACCAGGUGGGAGUCCUCGCCGGCUGGUUUAAGGGAUGGAACGAGUGCGAACAGACGGUGGCGUUACUGUCGCUCCUCAAACGGGUCAGUCGGACCCAAGCACGCUUCCUUCAGCUCUGUCUGGAGCAUUCCUUGGCUGACUGCACCGAGCUGCAUGUUCUGGAAAGGGAGGCCAAUAAUCCAGUGGUGAUCAGUCAGUGGCAGAGUGAGCCGAAAGAACGGGUCAUCUCUCUAGUUCUGACCCACCUGCCUCUCCUCAAACCGGGCAACGUUGAGGCCAAGGUGGAGUACAUGAGUCUCCUGCCGAAGAUCUUGUGCCACACCAUCGAACAUGGCCGGCACUUAGAGGAAAGCAGGCAGCUUUUGUCCUACGCCCUCAUCCACCCUGCAACCUCCCUCGAGGACCGGGGGAACCUCGCCCUCUGGCUCAACCACCUGGAGGAGCGGGCGGCUGCCCGAGGAGCCGGAGAUUCCCUUGAGCGUGCGCCUUCAUCUCACCAUGGGCAGCCUCCGCACCUCUACCCCCACCACCAGCGAUACGGGUCCGACGACCGUCUCAACGGCUGGCAGGGCUCGAGGGACUCUGGGCUGGGAAGUUGGCAGCAACAGCAACAGGGCUGCGAAAACGGGCACCUCUCACUGUACCCAUCAUCCUCCAUGCCCUCCACUAUCAACGCUGUAGGUACAGGCAGUGGGACCAACACAAUUCUGUCAGGUGGACAGCACAGUCCUCUGCGGCGCUCGGUGUCUCUGACCCCUCCGAUGAGCGGUGGAUCUAACCAGCCUCUGGGGCACGGAUGGCUCUCCCAGGAGGACCUGCGUCCCCGCGGACCGGCCCCCGAUCACGCCCCAAUCUCUCCUCAGAGCAGCGUGGCGUCCUCAGGCAGUGGAGGCAGCGAGCACCUGGAGGAACACGCUGCUAUCCGAAGUACAUUCCAUGAGGAGGGCAGCGGGAUGAGAGAUGUGCCGGCAUGGCUGAAGAGUCUGCGUCUCCAUAAGUAUGCUGGACUCUUCUCCACCAUGACCUAUGAUGAGAUGAUGUCACUGACGGAGCAGCAGCUGGAAGCUCAGCAAGUCACCAAAGGGGCACGACACAAGAUCAUCAUCAGUAUUCAGAAGCUGAAAGACAGACAAAACAUGCUACGCUGUUUGGAGAAGGACAUUUUGGAGGGAGGGAAUCUACGUGCUCCUUUGCAGGAGCUCCACCAGAUCAUCCAGACGCCCAUUAAAGCCUGCAGCACAGAGGAGUCUUCACAGCGCCACCUGCUGAGUGCUGAGGGGAAGAGCAGCAUCGCCGCUUCCCACCUGGGUGGAGGGGAGACUGAGGGCAGCUCCACGUUCAUAGCCGAGGGAGACAUCCCCGCUCAGUUCACUCGCGUCAUGGGCAAAGUUUGCACACAGCUCCUCGUCUCAGGGUCGGAUGAGGAGAACAUUAGUUCCUACUUACAGCUUAUUGAUAAGUGCCUAAUCCAGGAGGCCUUCACAGAGACGCAGAAGAAGAGGUUGUUGUCUUGGAAGCAGCAGGUGCAGGUGCAGUUCCGGUCAAUUUCACGGAGAACUCUCCUGGACCUAACAGGACAGAGAAGAAGAUUCUGUCGAGGUUCCCAUGAUGAGGCUAUGAUGCUAAAAAUCAGCCGUUACGGUCAGUCCAACUCUCUCCCAACCACGGGAUGUGUAGGCAGCGGCGUUCCCACCCGGAGGACCUUGCGCCAGUAUCAGAUGCGGAGUUUGCCUGGUGUCAGACCCAUCCUUUUGGGUACCACCGGCCUGUUUGGACCAACCCCCCGAAGCGGCAGCAGCACCCCUACCGGCCUGAAGCAGGGAAGACAGGUCUGUCAUUUCACAAACGUGCCCUAGUGCCCUCACAGUUGCUUUGAACAACACCCAACCCGAAGCAUAAAUGACUCUA
Molecule: messenger RNA, 2681 nt
Organism: Cyprinus carpio (common carp)
Lineage: Eukaryota; Metazoa; Chordata; Actinopteri; Cypriniformes; Cyprinidae
Product: protein Smaug homolog 1
Exons: 11
Coding region: 761-2629 (622 amino acids)
Biological process (GO): nuclear-transcribed mRNA poly(A) tail shortening; negative regulation of translation; regulation of mRNA stability
Cellular component (GO): P-body
Molecular function (GO): mRNA binding; protein binding; translation repressor activity
Source: RefSeq, a predicted model, not a curated record